This is a messenger RNA of Nestor notabilis (Kea), 829 nucleotides long. It is a transcript of the gene MBD4, whose product is annotated as methyl-CpG binding domain protein 4. The transcript is spliced from 6 exons. The record is from RefSeq and is a predicted model, not a curated record. Gene Ontology annotation, molecular function: catalytic activity; DNA binding. Gene Ontology annotation, cellular component: nucleus. Gene Ontology annotation, biological process: base-excision repair. The annotation marks the transcript as partial. Lineage: Eukaryota; Metazoa; Chordata; Aves; Psittaciformes; Psittacidae.
CCCUGGCGGAAAUAAGCUGCGAUCGAAAAGGGCCCUUGUGGAGUAUUUUCGUAAAAGUGGGGAGACAUCGCUGAAAGUGGAAGAUUUUGAUUUUACAGUCCCUAAUGGGAGGAGGAGGAGAUGUUUGAGGGUGAAAAGCUACAGCACAAAAGGCACAAGAACUGACUCAGAGAAUGAGGAUCCUCACAGUCAAGUGCAAGGCCUGCGAAAUGGUGCAGAGGAUGGAAUUCAAGAUGUUCAGACUGGAAACGAGCACCUGGCAGACGCUCCGCAUUAUUUCUUUACAGAAGAGUCUAUCCCACGGACACAAGUGGAUAGGAGGAAAACAAGUCCAUAUUUUUCAAGUAAAUACAGUAAAGAAGCUCCCAGCGCACCUAGAAGGAAGGCCUUCAGAAAAUGGACUCCUCCGCGUUCUCCUUUUAAUCUGAUCCAAGAAACACUUUUCCAUGAUCCAUGGAAACUUCUCAUUGCAACCAUAUUUCUCAAUAAAACUUCAGGUAAAAUGGCAAUUCCUGUGCUCUGGAAGUUCCUUAAGAAAUACCCUUCUCCUGAAAUAACCAGGACUGCAGACUGGAAAGAGAUGUCAGAGCUGCUCAAACCUCUUGGCCUCUAUGAGCUCAGAGCAAAAACGAUCAUCAAGUUCUCAGAUGAGUACCUGAGCAAGCAGUGGAAGUACCCCAUCGAGCUGCACGGCAUUGGCAAGUACGGGAACGACUCCUACAGGAUCUUCUGUGUCAACGAGUGGAAGGAGGUACAGCCACAGGACCACAAGUUAAACGUGUACCACACAUGGCUCUGGGAGAACCGGGACAGACUGAGCAUAGGCUGA